Messenger RNA from Crotalus tigris (Tiger rattlesnake), 4992 nucleotides. RefSeq names its product TRAF interacting protein (gene TRAIP). Bases 79 to 1470 code for a protein of 463 amino acids. Lineage: Eukaryota; Metazoa; Chordata; Lepidosauria; Squamata; Viperidae. The transcript is spliced from 16 exons. The record is from RefSeq and is a predicted model, not a curated record.
GCCGGUUUUGCGUGCGUCAUUUCCCAGCCGGAAGAAGGUGAAAGGAGCCAAAUUUGAUUUUUGCAACCUAAUACCAUCAUGCCUAUCCGUGCCCAUUGUACCAUCUGUUCUGAUUUCUUUGACAAUAAGGCUGAUGUUGCAGCUAUUCACUGUGGACAUACUUUCCACCAUUUGUGUCUCAUCCAAUGGUUUGAUACUGCACCAAGUCGGACCUGUCCACAGUGCAGAAUCCAGGUUGGAAAAAGACACAUAAUCAACAAAUUGUUUUUUGAUGUUGCCCUAGAGGAGCAGUCAGAACUGGAUGCAGAAAGUCUACAGAAUGAACUAGAUAGGGUGAAAGCUCAGCUCUCCAUGAAAGAGAAAGAAAAACGAGAUUGUCAAUGUAUUGUAAAUUCAUUGAGAGAGACUCUGGAUCUACGUAACGCCACUAUAGAAUCACUCCAGAAAACUGUUUCUGACGUGGAAAUGCUGUGUUCUACACUCAAGAAACAAAUGAGAUAUUUAGAACAGGAACAAGAAGAAACAAAGAGUGCAAAAGAAGAAACUCAAAAAUUACGAAGGAAGGUGAAAUCUAUGGAGAGAAUUGAGGCACUGUUGCAGGGUCAGCGUUCCCAAGUAGAAGAGAUGAUCCGUGACAUGGGAGCAGGGCAAGCAGCAGUGGAACAGCUUGCAGUCUAUUGCAUCUCUCUGAAAAAUUGUGGCUCUUUCAGGGAGUAUGAAAGUCUGAAGGAGUCCCAGAAAGCAUCAAACGAUACAGUCGAAAAAUUGAGAAAGGAGUUGUUUUCUGCUAAUCAUAAGCUCCAGAAAAUUGUUCUAGAGUUGGGGAAAACAACUGAAGAACUGAGAAAUACACAGACAGAUCUGAGAAAUGCAGAUAAGGAGAUUAUGAGUUUGAAAAAAAAGAUAGGAGUGCUACAAGAUACCAUAAAAGUGCCAUCAUUAACUAGUGAAGCAGUUAGCCGGCUCGUCUCUGAAAGCCCUGCUCCUGCACAGUUUCUGAAUCCAAAGUUUCAUCAACCUGUUCACAAUGAUGAGAUUGACCUUAAUGCUACCUUUGAUGUAGAUACUCCAAAGCUUCACAAGACAGCUGUUGCUCCUGCCAAAAAAAUCAAGCUAGAUAAAAACCCGGCAUCUGUGACAAAUUUAUCAAGAGUUCUGAAAGGAACAAUGGAGAACUGCUCUACUGACACAGAUGAUGAGCAUCUAGAAGAUCUUUUACCUUCUUUUAUAAGAAAGUCAGUCCUGACUAAGAAAACUGUUCUAAAAAGCAUACCCCAGAAAAAUACAGGAAUUGUAAGAAUUGGGUAUGAUGGCUUAGGAGGCAGAACCAAGUUCAUUCAGCCUACUUUUCCAACAGAGAUUCGGCCCCUGACUAUGAAAAGCAAGAAAAGAACUGUUUCAAAGCAAACAGAAAUAAUACCUUCUGCUUCUGGCAUCAAUCAGACUAAACUAGACAACUUCCUUAAGUAAAUAUGGAUCUCCUCAGAGUAAGCACUGAACCUGGAUCAUCUUCUACAUUGGCUACCAUAGAUGUGUCAGCACAAGUGCAAGUGAAGACUGCUGGUCUCCCUAUUGUUCUUUAGUCAUCAGCUGAUUUAUUAUGCUGAUGUAUUAUUUAUUAUCUUUGGGCAGGAUGGAAUUGAAGUUUCAGUUCUAAAAUCCUUUAGCCAGUUUUUCUAGGUUACUGCUCUACUCCUUAUAAAUUAUGAUUUGGGAGUAUUAAUUUAUAUUAAGCUAACCAACAGCUCUGUUUGCAAAUGAAUUAUCCACAUCUUCAUACUUCAUAUUAGAAGAGAAUUCUCUCUUCAGCUGUCAAGCUGUGUUAGUGUCUUGAAUGAUGAAGAAAAGAAAUAUUCAAGAAAAGAACUUCAUUUAUAUCUUUUGCCUAUAGAUAUGAAGGAUUGGGGGAAAGAGCAAUAGGCCUAGAGGAGUGUUUUUUCUGAUCCAUAUUUCUGUUUCAUUGCCUAUAUUCCAACACACAAUCCAAUGUGCUUCAUAGUCUUAAUUCCUAUUUUCAAAAGGGUUUUGGAGUGUGAAUGUAAGAUCUGUUUAAACAAUUUACAGCAGCUGUGACUAUUUCCUGGGCCUGUUCAUCAGUUGCACAAUCCAAGGAAAAGAUGGAACUGCUUUAAAGUGUUGCAAAUGGAGCUACAUUUGCACUCCAGGGCUCUCCAAAGCACAUUUGGAGAUCAAAUUCAAAGUGCUUCACUGUUAGGAAGUAUAUAAAUUAUACAGGGAUGUCUUUGAAGAUACUUGUUUUCACUAUUUGGGCCUCUUGUUUUUUGUUUCCUUAUGAAACUGACUGUAAAAGAAGGUGCUACUUAGACCAUAAUGUUUUCUUUUGCCUUUAUUCAGACUAAGGAGCAGAAUAAUUUCAGAGUAAAUUUGAACAAGAACAUUCAGAUAUAUUUUGCUCAGUAUAAGAAAAGGCUAGAUUCUCUGUAAUUAAUGCUGCUUAAUGCUUUAAAAUUUGGAGCAAAUCCCUUGGAAUCUACAAACUUUUUUUCCAGAUAGAGAUAUUGCUGGUCUGAGGCAAAUGUUCAGUUAUCUUUGAUACUGUAUUGGCAGGAGGCAUCUUUUAACUAAGAAUGAAUUCAAACUUUUGAUUCUGUGAAAAAAAUGUGCCUACAUUAGUCCAAAAUUAAACCACGUGUCAAACUAUGUCAUUGGUGUACCUGACCCUACAAUAAAUUAAUGAAGAGUACUUUUGUUUGAAAAUUCUAACUAAAUAUAUGAACAUGUUGAAAAAUAUUGGGUGUGUUCUAGGCUAAACUGGGGCUGGUUAGUGUGUGAUUUAGCUUACUGUGUGUGAUAGCCAGUUAACAGAACAAAGGUUACCCAAUGAUCUUUAUAGUUUAACUGAACUUUUGACCUAUCUCUUCUUGUUUUUGUUAUACAACAUAUACAUUGGUUCUAAAGGGAAAGUCAAAAGUCAAGUAGCUACUACUAAAUAUUUUAUUCCACAAAGCAAAACCAUUUGAAUCCAAGAAUCCCCUCAGAUCUCUGUAUCAAAAUUCUAGUUAAGAAUAUUUAACUCUGAGAAACUGUAAUAAGAGUUCUAUUCAUUUAUUAAAUUUUGUAUGCCAAAUGCAACAUGUUCCAGGAAAACGGUAGAGACAGAAACACAAACCCUCAACAACUUUUUCCCAAAAUAAGGUCUAAUCCAGCUUCACUGGUACUUCAGCUGAAAAUGUGGUAUAGGUGGUCCUACAUAUACAGCCACAAUUGAGCUCAAAAUUUAUGUUGCUAAGCGAGACGCUUAAGUAAAUUUUGCUCCAUUUUAUGAACUUUCUUGCCACAGUUUGUUAAGUGAAUCACUGCAGUUGUUAAGUUAGUAACACGACUGUUAAGCAAAUCUGGCUUCCUAUCAUAAAUAUAAGUCAGGUGCCAAGUGUUUGAAUUUUGAUUACGUGACCAUGAGGAUGUUACAUUGGCUAUAAGCUGCAUUGGCCAUUAGUCAUAAGUCACUUUCUGAUGUUGUAACUUUGAAUGGUCACUAAAUGAACUGUUCCAAGUCGAGGACUACCCGUAGUUGAAUCUUGGUAACUUACUUAUUUCUUCCAAUUAGUAAGUUGAGUUUUUCAGUUGCCAUUUUCCCUGUAAAUAUAUGCUUUCUAUCGGUAGGUAAUCCUAAAGGUGUUUUUUCAAAAGGCAGCUGGACUUUGUUUGUUUUUUUCUUGAAGAUGUUUCACUUUCUCAUCCAAGAAGCUUCUUCAGAUUAAAUGGUGGAGGAUAGAAGGAUUUAUAUUCUUUUCAUCUGGUCAUUAGCACUCUGAGAGUGUUGAGGUCACUUGAAGGUUUAUCUUGCCCUCAGGGUCACGUGAAUAGGCAAAUUGGUGUUGAACCUUCUUAGAACUGUUGAACGGACUGUGUUAUAAGCAGUAGAUAGGUCAUAUUGUAUCCCUCCUCUGUUGAGAGAGGGCUGUUCAAUCUUAAGGUAGAAGGACUCUUUGACCCCUCUUUCAAACCAGCAAUCCUUUCUGUCCAGAAUGUAGACUGUGAGGAAUAUAAAUCCUUCCAUCCUUCAUCAGUCAGAACUGAAGAAGCUUCUUGGAUGAGAAGUGAAAAGUCUUCAAGGAAAGUCCAGUUGCCGUUUGAAAAAGCACUUUUGGGAGAACCAUGACCUUGGGUGACUGAGAAUCUCCAUAGACAUACCUAUAGGUAAGUAUUACACCUAGAACAAAAUUCUUCUUCCUAGUUAAAACUGGGGUUAAAUUCUUAGCUAUACCAGCCUGAUCAUUAUAAGAAACCUACUAAGUUAAUGAAAGUGUUCCUUAGUUGUAUUCAUGACUUACCGAAUAAAUACUAUUUGGCUGAAAUGAUAUAAGCCAAGCCAGAGCACAAAGUAUGCCCACAGUCAUUGUGACUAUUUUGAGGAAUGCCCUCUCUUUCCCCAGUUGGUUGAAGAGAGGCGCUUCUGCACUGACCUUGUUAUUAAAUAACUUGCUUUAAUAUUUUAAAUCUCACAAACAUUCUAAAAAUAAUCCGGUUAUGAUAUAAAUAAUAAAAUUUAAAUAUUGGGAAAAGUCAUUUCUGAUGCAUCAGAAGCUUUCUAUGUUCUAGGUUUGUUUUUUUUUGCUUUGCUAUUAAUAAUACUUAAUGUUUCAGAGCAGUUAUGUUCCUUAUAGUCUAUAUGUGUUAAUGAAUAACCAGUUUAUCUCUCCCUUUUUGAUCACCCACAUCUAUAAUUGUGGUGGAUAAUAGUUUGGCUAUAUCCUCUGUUCACCAUAUAGUCUCUUUUCCUUCAGCUAUUGCAUAGUACAGAAGACAAAUUGUAAUCUCAAGGUGAUUACAAUAAAUGAAUCAUGACGACAAUAAAAUAAUCAGGAUAUGGUAUAGAUUCAUAAGUAAAUAACCAGAUAUAUUUUUAUUAUAAUACUAUUAUUGAUACAAGAGCAGGUCUGGUUUUAUUUUCAAUAAAAUGUCACCUUCUGUUUGUACUGAAUCAUCUAUCUUCAGGAAAUAUUAAAAUACCAUUGUUGGACUCAGCCA